AUGCAUCCUUCCGUAUUUGAGCGCGUCCGGGAUAAAAUGAAAGAACACAAUUUAUCCGACGAAGAGUUUACAGUUCUCAUGAAAGCUAAAGAGAAAAUGAAUACGCAUAUGAAAAUGGGUGCAUUGGCUGGAUUGAUUGCUGGUGGUAUUUUUGCCAGGUCGUUAAAAUUUAGAAGCAUUGGAGCAAUUGCUCUUUGCGCCGGCGCUUCCUUCACCGGUAGCCAAAUGGGAAUUAUCUCUGGCGGGAUAGCCGGCAUAAGGAUGUUGCAAACCAUCCCACCAGCGGAACGAAAUCAAAAAUCCAGAGAUUUGGAAAGUGCCGAUGGAAUGUCGUCGGACUACGAGAUGGUCAAAGAUAAUAGCAGUUAUGAAUACGAUCAUCAAUAUCAAUCACAAUACGAAGAAAAUAUGGGUGAUGAGAAAAAAUUCCCAUUAUCCGCAUGGGAUAAAGUUCGCGAAAGGGCUAAACUUGAGAGGAAACAAAAACAACAAAAGAACACAGGUGACAACUUAUACACCAGUGAAUCAAAUCAAGGUGCAGGUAGACAAGACAAAAGAGUUGACUAUGACGACUCCACCGAUGAUGCGACUUUUAAUUUCCCGAGAACGCGAGAAGACCUUGAAGAAAUUAGCCGCAGUGGAAAAAUUAGAACGAACCAAUUCGGGGAUGUUGAAAUUCGUCAUGAAUGA
Acaulospora morrowiae is the source of this 690-nucleotide messenger RNA. NCBI's taxonomy places the organism in Eukaryota, Fungi, Glomeromycota, Glomeromycetes, Diversisporales, Acaulosporaceae. The record is from the annotation of a GenBank genome assembly.